GAGAAGGAGAAGAAGUACAUGCUGCCAUUGGAUAAUCUGAAAAUCAGGGAUGUGGAGAAGGGAUUUAUGUCCAACAAGCAUGUCUUCGCCAUCUUCAACACGGAGCAGAGGAAUGUGUACAAGGAUCUCCGUCAGAUUGAACUGGCCUGUGAUUCCCAGGAAGAUGUGGACAGCUGGAAAGCUUCCUUCCUCCGGGCAGGAGUUUAUCCCGAGAAAGACCAAACAGAGAGCGAGGACGGAGCACAGGAGAACACCUUCUCCAUGGAUCCGCAGCUGGAGCGGCAGGUGGAGACCAUCCGCAACCUCGUCGACUCCUACGUUGGGAUCAUCAACAAAUCUAUCCGGGACCUCAUGCCAAAGACCAUCAUGCACCUCAUGAUCAACAAUACCAAGGAUUUCAUCCACUCGGAGCUCCUGGCCUACCUGUACUCCUCGGCUGACCAGAGCAGCCUGAUGGAAGAGUCGGUGGAGCAGGCACAGCGCCGGGACGAGAUGCUCCGGAUGUACCACGCGCUGAAGGAAGCUCUCGGGAUCAUCGGAGACAUCAGCACCAGCACCGUGUCCACACCUGUCCCUCCGCCCGUGGAUGACACCUGGCUCCAGGCCGGCGCCGGGCACAGCCCUCCGCCGCAGCGCCGCCCGCCCUCAGCCCUGCUCCCCCCGGGACGUCCUCCAUCG
Molecule: messenger RNA, 678 nt
Organism: Acanthisitta chloris (rifleman)
Lineage: Eukaryota; Metazoa; Chordata; Aves; Passeriformes; Acanthisittidae
Product: dynamin-2-like
Exons: 5
Cellular component (GO): membrane; microtubule; cytoplasm
Molecular function (GO): microtubule binding; GTPase activity; GTP binding
Source: RefSeq, a predicted model, not a curated record